AUGAUGAAGCUUGCAGUCCUUGUAAUUGACUACCCCAAUCGUUCUAGCAAUCACAUUGCUCCUAAAGAUGCCAAAUCGGUACUCAAAGAAGCGCUCUUCAACGUCAGUAUGUCCACUGAGAAAUUUCCACAUGAGAAGAUGCUGAGUUGCUAUCCCGAGCAAAGCAGGAAUGAAGCUUCACGGCGCUUUAAUAUGCCGGACUCUCGCAAAACCUUUCGGUCACGAUUGGCCCCUUAUUCAGUGCAAGGGGGCCCAUAUGGCAGCGAUUUACGCUUACUUCAGUCACGUUUUGUUAAUCUCUACAGGGCGAACGAGAAAGACGUAAGCACUCCAGGCCCAAACGACGACGAUCUUCUAAAAUCAGAGGAGAAAAAGAAAGGCAGUCAAGAAAGCGCAAAGGAAGGAGCACCAGGAGGAGAAGAGAAACAGCAACCUCCUUCCAUAGCACCCGAACCAACACAGGAAUCUACCUCUCUCGCCAUUGCACCCAAAGGAGGCGAAGGUGGUGACUCUACGAGGCAACCGCCUUCUUUGAUUGCAGCACCAACGGAGGACUCUACUUCUAUUGCAAUUGCUCCUAAACAAGGCGAAGGUUCUAUGAUGCAGCCUCCUUCUCUGGUUGCAGCUCCAACCGAGGAUUCCACUUCUCUUGCACUUGCUCCUCAAGUAGCAUGUGAAGGUCAAACUAGCGCUAGAGGGGAAACGCCAAGUGUUGUAGCAGCUCAGACCGAGGAGAAAGCAGGAGCUGCGGUGGAUAUGGGUAAAAAGACGAUCUCUACUACCAGCGUAACCAUGGGAGAUGAUAUGAGAAGCAAAAGAGAUGAGAUCUUUUCAGUCCUUGAAGAGGAUAUAGACCUAACAAAAUGCUUGGGCGAUUUCGAUGCAGAAAGUGUUGAAGGAGUUGGAGCAAGUGAUAGAAGAACAUUAGAUGCGGCUAAGAAGAUUCUCAAAAUUGCUCAUAAAGAAAAGGCAAUCGAGAAAACCUUGACCAAAGAGGAGAAUGAAAUCGUGUCAAAAUUCUUUUCCGGGAAAAUUCCAUACGAUCAAAAUGUUCUAAAUGUACUCGAUCGUGUGCUGGACAAAACGAUCGACUAUCUACAAACGCAUGGAGCCCAUUUAGAUCCGGAGACAAAGAGGCUAAUUGAU
Messenger RNA from Strongylus vulgaris, 1146 nucleotides. The record is from the annotation of a GenBank genome assembly. NCBI's taxonomy places the organism in Eukaryota, Metazoa, Nematoda, Chromadorea, Rhabditida, Strongylidae.